CUACAUUCGCGAAGUCGUCCUCGCCGCCUCCUGUUUUCCGGUCGCCACCCACGUGUUCCCGGUUUCCCGGUCCUUGCUGCGGUGCUGCAUCACGGCAUCGGAAGCUGCGCGUAGAGAACGCCGAUUGGUAUCAACUCUUGCCGGUGUCGUCAAGGCCACGAAACAUGGGCGACCAAAAGCACCGAUUCCUCAUCCUCGGAGGGACUGGAUUUGUAGGACGACACCUAGUUGACCAUUUGCUCAAGAGCGAUGUUGCCUCAAAGAUCAGAGUUGUGGACAAGGUUCCUCCACAAAUGGCAUGGCUGAACAGUGCCCAUAAGGCAUUAUAUGAAAAUCCAGCUGUGGAAUUCAAGAGUGCGAAUCUCAUCAACCCAGCCUCGUGCAAAGCAGCAUUUGAAGACCCAGAAGGGCCAUACGAUUUUGUGAUCAACCUAGCAGCAGAGACAAAAAUCAACUUGCCGGAGUGCGUAUAUGAAGAAGGAAUCUUAAAACUAAGUAGGAAUUGUGCUAGGGAGGCGCUCGCUCACCAUCCAAAACGGUACAUUGAAAUUUCGUCUGGUUACAUAUACUCCGAGGGGAAGAAGCCAGCGCAAGAAAAUUCCUCGUUGGAACCUUGGACCGUUACAGCUCAGCUAAAGCGAGCAGUGGAGGAAGAUCUGAAAGAGAUGAAAGAUCUGGAUUACGUAAUAUUGCGACCCGCCAUUGUCUACGGUGUUGCCGACAAGCAUGGUAUCGUUCCGCGCAUUCUAGUAGGUGCUGUCUACAAGCACCUGAAGGAAACGAUGAAGCUUUUGUGGACCAAGGAUCUCAGGAUGGACACAGUGCACGUAUCAGAUUUGUGCCGUGCCAUCUGGCACGUGUGUCUUCACGGGAAGUCUGGAGACAUCUACAACGUGGUCGACCAGGGGAAUACGACUCAAGGAAAAGUGACUGAGAUCAUCUCUGAAAGGUUCUCAAUUAAUCACAGCUACUGGGGAACUGCUGCUUCACUUCUGGCAAAAGAACUUCUAACAGACAGGAAUCUGUGCUUGGAUGGGAGCAAGCUUGUUGGCACGGGUUUCAAGUAUCUCGUUCCUGAGAUGACGAAGGAACGAAUUAACGAAAUAGUCGAGGACUACGUUGAGAUGAACUUGUUUCCAAGGUCACUGCUUCUGUGAUGCAACGGUGAUGAUGAGCAAAGCGAAGUGGACAGAAGUGCUAGUCAACUUCUGGUCAUCUACAGAUAACUAUAAACGUGCCUUGCAAGUAUUUCUACACGUCAACGACAGCAGCCAUCACCCCUGGUGGAACGUGCAAGCCGGUUUUUUCUUGCCCGGCUUUUGUUAGGCCAUUUACAGCUUGUAAGCCGGAGGAGUCCUAUUCUCUCUCUAUGCAGUACGUGUAGUAUGUUACAUUCCACAAACGAGUUUUUGCUUGCAUUGUUGAAGCCUGUGAAAAUGCCUUUGAUGCUCUCUGAAGCUUUUGCCUGCAGUCUAGCCGAUUGUAUUCUUUUGUGAUAUGAUGGUUCAAUAAACGUUUUUAAGCCGUUGUGCCAAA
This is a messenger RNA of Rhipicephalus sanguineus (brown dog tick), 1536 nucleotides long. RefSeq names its product dTDP-glucose 4,6-dehydratase. Lineage: Eukaryota; Metazoa; Arthropoda; Arachnida; Ixodida; Ixodidae. The record is from RefSeq and is a predicted model, not a curated record.